Neogale vison (American mink) is the source of this 7245-nucleotide messenger RNA. It is a transcript of the gene ZNF518A, whose product is annotated as zinc finger protein 518A. NCBI's taxonomy places the organism in Eukaryota, Metazoa, Chordata, Mammalia, Carnivora, Mustelidae. The transcript is spliced from 7 exons. Gene Ontology annotation, biological process: regulation of transcription by RNA polymerase II. Bases 649 to 5238 code for a protein of 1529 amino acids. The record is from RefSeq and is a predicted model, not a curated record. Gene Ontology annotation, cellular component: nucleus. Gene Ontology annotation, molecular function: RNA polymerase II transcription regulatory region sequence-specific DNA binding; DNA-binding transcription factor activity, RNA polymerase II-specific.
CUAGGAGCUGGAGCGGGAGCGCGGCGACCGUGUGCCUCCGCGCGCCCGAGGGGAGCCGAACCUCGGAGGAAGGGGCGGAUCGGGCGCGGUGUUUGGGACGGAGCGGGGCGCGCGGCGCUCGAAGCACCCACUCGGCGCAUUCCGGGGCUGGUGGAGACAGCAUGGGUACUGCUGCGACCGCACCCCUCGAGCCGUAGAUUCGCAGGCCCACGGCAGUCCGACUCGACGGCGUCCCCAUUGGUCCAUUUUGAGGCUGUUCUUAACAUGGUGUCCUCAUUGUCAAGUAGACAGUCUCUUCCUAGAUGGAUAUGAUAUCGUCUCUUUUGAUCACUGUUCCUGAUUGUGGCUUUGUCCAAGCAUUAAAUUGCGUGCCUUUUGUUCCUUGAAGAAGGAGGUACUGGGAUACCACAGUAUCAUAUAAUUCCUCUCACCAAAUACACUGGUGCUAACGAGUCCCAACUCAGCCCCUGGACCCAUCUCAGAACUCUGGAUUCAUUCUCUUCCUUCCCAUACCUCAGCCCAAGCUUUCUAUCUCCUCAAAGGGUACCACAUGAUCUUACGCUCAAGUCCUCACUUUCUAGAAUCUCAAGAUGAAGAAACGAAGACAGAGAUUGAGACUUGUCUAGAGUAACACAAACCAGUGAGUUAAUGUGGGAAAAAUUCUGGUAUUUUGAAGAUGUCUUGGCACAGUAUUGUUUCCUGUUUAAAUUACAAGUAACUUCAGUUUUUAGAGAAAAAAGAAGUUGGGAUUUUUUUUGUAAAAUCAUGCCAUCUGAACAGAAACCGUUAUUUUUUGAUGAAAAACAAACUACUUUAAAAAAUUACAAUGUGAAAAAUGAGAUAGUGGGUACUAUCAGAUCAGUACCUAGGCAAAAAAUUGUAGAAAGUAGUUUUCAUUAUGAACUAAAAAAUGUGAAAAUUGAUUUGCCGAAGAUACAUAUUCCAAAUGAAGUCUUUUUGAAACAUGAAGUUGACAAAUACAGAAAAUUAUUUCAGCGUCAACCACAGACUGCAAGAAAAUCUAUCAGUGUAAAGACUGUAAGCUGUGUAGAAGAGUGUAUGUUGCUCCAUAAGUCUGAGAGAGUUGAAGAAGAGGGUUUAAAAAUGUCUGCAAAAAUACUCAAUUUCACCUGUUUAAAAUGCCGAGAUAGCACUCGAUAUAGUCCAAAUGAUUUGCAGAAACACUUUCAAAUGUGGCACCAUGGUGAAUUACCUUCCUAUCCUUGUGAAAUGUGCAGUUUUUCAGCAAAUGACUUCCAGAUAUUUAAACAACACAGACGGACACAUAGAAGCACUUUAGUAAAAUGUGACAUUUGUAACAAUGAGAGUGUAUAUACUUUAUUAGACUUGACAAAGCAUUUUGCAUCCACACAUUGUGUAAAUGGUAGUUUUCAAUGUGAAAAGUGCAGAUUCUCCACCCAGGAUGUUGGCACAUUUGUUCAGCACAUUCAUAGACAUAAUGAAAUCCAUUAUAAAUGUGGUGCGUGCCAUCAUGUAUGUUUUACCAAAGGAGAGCUUCAGAAGCACCUUCAUGUUCAUUCUGGUACAUUUCCCUUCACUUGUCAAUAUUGUAGCUAUGGUGCUACUAGGAGAGAGCACCUGGUGAGACAUGUUAUAACUUUGCACAAAGAACAUUUAUAUGCGAAAGAAAAACUGGAAAAAGACAAAUAUGAAAAGAGGAUGGCAAAGACUUCAGCAGGACUUAAGCUGAUACUGAAAAGAUACAGAAUAGAUGCAUCAAGGAAGACGUUCUGGAAACGCAAAAAGAUCAACAACGGAAGUGACAGAAGUAUAGAAAAAAACACUCAAGUGCUCAAAAAAGUGAACAAAACACAGGCUAAAUCUGAAGACCAGAGCCAUCUUGUUCAAGAGCAUUUAAAUGAAGAAAAGGAUGAAAGACCACACUGUGAGAAUAGUGAUAAACCUGCUGAGUCAGAGUCAGAAAAGUCAACUCUUCUGUCCACUGGGCAAUGUAAUAGAGUUGAAGAGGGAUCAAAUUCUACUCUAGGUUUCUUGAAGACUGCUGUACAAGGACCUACAGUGUUAAUGGUGAAAAAUAAUAGAAUAACAAUUCCUGCUAACUACAGUGCUGAUUUUAUGGGCUUUAAGAUGGUGGAUGGAAAACAACAUAUAGUAAUAAAAUUGUUACCUACCAAUAAACAGAAUUUAUAUUCACCAGGCUCACAGUCAGAUGCUACAAAGGAGAGUACUACCAAUUUGCAGCACCGGACUUUGGACACUACUGGAUUUUUAGCAGGAGUAACAACUGAAUUAAGUGACACAGUUUACAUGAAAGCAACUACCCCAUUUUCAUGUUCAUCUCCUAUACUUUCAGGGAAAGUAAUGUCAGAAAAAGAAAUGGCUUUGCUAUCUCAAACAAGUAAUAUGCUUCAAACGAUGGAUGAUGAAAAAAAUGUGUCGUCUUUGUCAGCAUCAGAAUUGGUUUCAGCAUCAGUGAAUUUGACCACAAAAGCUGAAACAAAAGAUAAUAUUGACCUGUGGGGAAGUUAUAUUACUCAGAGUCACCCUGAGAUGUCAGGUGCUGCCAUUAGAAGUCCAGAUAAAGUCAACUCUACUACCAAACAAAAUGCAUCUAACAGUGGGGAUAUGCAUAACUACUGCAUUAAUUACGUCAACUCUGAGUUACCUGUUGAAUCUUCCAACCAAGGAUCAUUGCCCUUUCAUAAUUACUCAAAAGUAAAUAAUUCUAAUAAACGGCGUAGAUUUUCAGGAACAGGAAUGUGUGAAAACCCUCAAAAAGAACCUUCAUCAAGCAAGACAGUUGUUCAGCAACCAAUUAGUGAAUCAGUUUUGUCUCUAGUGAGGAAAGAGAGCUCAAAUCCAGAUAGCAUGUUAGCAUCUAUUAGCCUUUUGAAUACUAAAGAUGGAACUUUAAAAAUGCAAGCUGAAAUUGAAGAACAGUGUGUUUUAGAAAAAGGACAAAACAGCGACGGACAGAACUUAUACACUAAUGAAAAUCAAAAUUUAGAGAGCUUGACUGAAAAAUCUAAGUGGGAUAACAUUUCUAAUGUUGAGUCACCUAUGAUGCCUAGAAUCACCUCUGUUUUCUCUCUCCAGAGUCAACAGGCAUCAGAAUUUUUGCCGCCUGAAGUAAACCAGUUACUUCAGGAUGGAUUAAAAAGAAAAUCUGAGGUAAAACAAGACUCUAGUAAUAGUAACACCCCAGAUAAAGGCUUGCCACUUCAUUGUGACCAGUCAUUUCAGAAACUUGAGGGAGAAGGCAAAAUAGUUGAAUCUUCAAAAGACUUCAAAGUACAAGGCAUUUUCUCUAUUCCAUCUGGUAGUAUAGGGAUUAAUGUGCCUACCAAUGAUCUGAAUUUAAAAUAUAGUGGGAAAGAAAAACAAAAUCUGUCAAUAUCACAAGAUGUGAGAGAUUCAGAAAAGACACCUAGAAUUUCAGGUAUUGGCACAUUACUUAAGACUCAGUCAGAUGCAAUAAUAACACAGCAGCUUGUAAAAGAUAAACUGCGAGCCACUACACAAAAUUUAGGUUCUUUAUAUAGGCAGAGUCCACUUCUGAAUUCAGAACCAAAAAAGGCUAUAUUUGUUCAGACUCCAAAAGGCUUUUUUGUACCAUUGCACAUUGCUAACAAGCCUGGAUUACGUGUUGUUUCAGGAAGGCCACUUCCAUUGGUUAAUACACAAGGUCUACCUGCUUCUCUUCUUUUAAACAAGAAACCUGGGAUGAUUUUAACAUUUAAUAAUGGGAAACUUGAAGGUGUUUCCACUGUCAAAACUGAGAGUGCUCAGGCUUGUGGAACUACAGCUAAGGAGCCUUGCAGAAUACCUUUUUUAAAGGUAGAACGAAACAGUAAUUGUCUGACGCCUGCACUUUGUUCCAGCAUUGGCAGUUGUUUGAGCAUGAAAAGUAGCUCAGAAAAUACUUUGCCAUUAAAAGGCCCUUACAUCAUCAAAACAGCAAAUUCUUCAGCGAAAGCUGUUCCUACUCCUAAUACGGUACCUGAGCAUCAGGGCACCAAGUUGAAUAUCUUGGACUCAGUAAAACAGCAGAAUGAGAUUUUUCCAAAACCACCUCUUUAUACCCUCUUGCCUGAUGGCAAACAAGCUGUUUUUUUAAAGUGUGUGAUGCCAAAUAAGACUGAGCUGCUUAAGCCUAAAUUAGUCCAAAAUAGUACAUAUUAUCAAAACAUACAGCCAAAGAAACCUGAAGGAACACCACAGAAAAUAUUGCUGAAAAUUUUUAACCCUGUUUUAAAUGUGACUGCUGCUAACAAUCUGUCUGUAAGCACCUCUGCAUCCUCAUUGCAGAAAGACAAGGUACCAUCUAAUCAGACUACAGGAGGAGAGCAGAGAGAGCCAGAAUCUUCUAGAGAUGCCUUACCCUUCUUACUAGAUGAUAUGAUGCCAGCAAAUGAAAUUGUGAUAACUUCUACUGCAACAUGCCCAGAAUCUUCUGAGGAACCAUUAUGUUUCACUGACUGUUCAGACACCAGGGUAUUAAGGUGUAAAACAAAUUGUACAAUCGAGAGAAGCUUCAAUAGAAAAAAGACUUCGAAAAAAAAUUUUUCAAGAGUAAAAACUCAUGCAAGAAGUAAAGAUUCUGAAACUGCCUUUGUAUCUAGAAACAGAAACUGUAAACGAAAGUGUAGGAAUAGUUACGAAGAACCUCCAAGAAAAAAAGCAACAUUACAUAGAAAGUGUAAAGAAAAGUCUAAACCUGAAGAUGCCCGUGAAUCAUUUGAUUUUAGCAGACCAAGGCUUUCAAGAGAUUCAGUCAGAACUUUGCGGCUUUUCCCCUUUAGUUCCAAACAGCUUGUGAAAUGUCCUAGGAGAAACCAACCAGUUGUAGUUUUGAAUCAUCCUGAUGCAGAUGCACCAGAAGUAGUAAGUGUGAUGAAAACUAUUGCUAAAUUUAAUGGACGUGUACUUAAGGUUUCAUUGUCGAAAAGAACUAUCAGUGCUUUACUGAAGCCAGUUUGUGAUAAUGCCUCGAAAACAAUUUAUGGUGAUUUUUCCAAAAGACAUAAAACAUUGAAACCUGUUAGUUCUGUGAAAGAAAGAUUUGUGCUAAAAUUAACACUCAAAAAGACAAGCAAAAACAAUUAUCAGAUCGUGAAGACUACCUCUGAAAAUGUUCUGAAAGCUAAAUUUAACUGUUGGUUUUGUGGUAGAGUAUUUGACAAUCAGGAUGCUUGGGCUGGUCAUGGGCAGAGACAUCUAAUGGAAGCCACUCGUGACUGGAAUAUGUUAGAAUAAUUUACUGUAGUUACCAAGGAAAAGAAAAGUAAAAUUAUCUUAGGAGAAAACAUGGGUCGAAUUACCUUAAGGCAGACGUUUUCUACUUCAGUAUAGUACCUAAAAUUGAGCAUCUGAAAGUUGGCUGAAUUUCCAUGGGAGACUAAAAAAGUUUCAUGUGUGAUAUUUGAAAAUGCUACCACUGCACACAUAAGUUUAGCAAGAAACUAAUUGCAGCACAGAUGUACCUUGAUUUAAUUUUUAAAAAUGUGUUCUUGGGAAGUUAGGGCUAAAGAAAAUUUUGAUAAAACAGUUUUCCCAAUUUAGUUAUAUAGUGACUCUUCGUAGAGGGUCAUGGCUGACAGCUGCAUCCCCUCUCUCCUUCACCAGCCUUAUGAAUCUGGUAACCAGUGUAGCUUCUCUGAAGAUGGAGGAGGCUCUUUCACCACGGAGCUGAAGGAGUUUCUCCUCAUUUGUGAAGACACACCAAGAGUUUGAGUAAAGAACUUAACUUUACAUCUGCUAAAUAUAGUUCUUUUUGAAGGGUAUUAGGCUCCUCUGAGAGCACAUUUAACAAACUACAGAUACACCACAUAAUGCUUGAACAGAGUUUUUCACAAGUAAAUCUCUUUUCUCUGCGCUGUGUCCCAAAUCAGGAAUUGGAAUACCUUCCCAAGGUGAUUUUCUUUUUCUAAAUGGCUAUGUCAGGCAUUAGUAGAUGGGCAGCCUCCAAAGAAUUAAACUCUCUUGAUCCAGUUUAAAGUCUGAUUAAAGAACUUGAACACUUGUCUGAAUUUGAUGAUAAUCUCCAGUGAUUCUUUUGCACAGAACUAUGCUUAUUUGAUUUAAAUUGUUUGUCCCCCAUAAACCAAAUGGCCAAUUUUUAUCUUGGUUUUCAUCCAUUUAAAAAGUGGAACAUAGAAGCACUUCCAAGGGAAUGGCUUUUCUUGAAAAUUAAGAAUCACUCUACAGAAACAAUAUUUUGAAGCAAGAUUAGCAAAGCAAAUCAGAUAUUUGCUCUUUAAUUACUAUAGGUGUCUGAAUAUGUACGUACACAUUGGGACAAACCAUUUUUGUUAGCACCUUUUUGGUCUCGCUGACAACCCAAAGCAGAUUAUUUUACUGAUUGUUGGCAGUUGAAAUGAAGAAGCAUUAAUAGUGGACUCAGUGGCAGGACAUAAAACUUCAGUACAGAUUCCUAGGGGAUAUACCCAGCAGGUAGAGUUUUAAAAUGGAUAUUUUCAGGACAAGAACAGAAUCAUCGACUGAAACUUCACCGUGUAAGUUUGGAUCAAAUUUUGUUGGAUUAUUGAAUAAUGGAGUUCUUAUAUUACAAAUUACUGUAUAAUUUUUGUUAUAUUGUUACUAUAAGUGUUAAAACAUUUUCAUUAAUUGAAAACUUCAGGGCUUCUUUUCUGUAUAUAAGAAAGAAUUUAAACCUGUACAUAUUUUUGUACCUUUCAGUUUGUUAUGUAAAUUUUGCACAGAAGAUUUUUGACAUAAAAAGUUUAUUUUCUUUCAAUUUAGUUCUGUGCAUGCACUAAUAAAACUGUUGUUUAAUUUAAAAGGAAUAUGUAAGACUUUACCCAUGUUAUUUUCUUGGUUUUUAUUUUCGAUGUAGAAUUUUUUUUUUUUUUGGGUAAAUUCAUUUUUCAGGGAUUGAACACUAUUGUUAGCAAGUGCCUAAAAGAUGUGAAACAGUUUACAUAUGUCAACUGUAACAGUAGGUCCCAAAUGGGCCCAUUUCCCCAAAAGUUUUAUUUUAAAGAAAGCCAUACAUAGAUGCUUCAAGCUAUCUUGCUAUGCACAUUAUACACAUGUACUUUUUUUGUGCAGUUUGUCUACUUUCCUAGUGAAGUAUUUUUUGUAUAAAACCUGUUACAAUUGUGUUUCUUAAAUUGAGCCUAAGAAUGGAGUUGAUUGGAAAUACACAGUAUAUAUUAAUAAUGUAUAUGGUGUUUAAAGAAUGGUAAGCAAUGUUAAUUUCUGUAAUGAAUAUUUUCAUCAAUUAAAUUUAUCUUAAGUUUG